Corylus avellana is the source of this 1843-nucleotide messenger RNA. RefSeq lists its product as uncharacterized. Lineage: Eukaryota; Viridiplantae; Streptophyta; Magnoliopsida; Fagales; Betulaceae. The record is from RefSeq and is a predicted model, not a curated record.
GAGAAGGAGUGGGCCCCACUUUACUUUUCAGUCGAACGAGAAACGGAUGAAACUUUAGAGAAAGAGAGAAGGAGAGAGACUUUUCUUUUAUUUCCAUAUUUGUCCUCUCUCUUCCACGCCCAAUUCCCCCUCAGAAUCCCAUUCUCUACCGCCCACCUGAGCUUCACCCAGACCCAAACCCAAACCCAAACCCAACCCCAUAACCCGGCAAAAUGGUAUCCGACUCGGAGCUAAUCGCGCGGCUCCGGGAGUUUCUCCGGAGCUCGGACCUCAACACGACGACCACCGGCACCGUGCGUCGGCGGCUCGAGGAAGAUUUCGGCGUGGAUUUGACGGAAAAAAAGGCCUUCAUAAGGGAACAGGUGGACCUGUUCCUCCAGAGCGAGCACGAGGAAGCCGAGGAGGUCGGCGAAGCUGAAGAAGAUGAUCGGACGGCGACGGCCGAACCGCAGGAAACCGACGGCUCUGGUUCCAAGAACGAAGAUGAUGAUGAAGAAGAAGAAGAAGAGAUUGAAGAAACGAGUAAUGGGAAGGGUAAACGACGGUCUAACAAGCUUAGUCCUGAGGUAAAGAAAAGAGGGGGUGGUUUCAAUAAAUUAUGUAGCCUUUCUCCACAACUUCAGGAAUUCCUUGGGGAGCCUGAAAUGGCAAGGACUGAGGUUGUCAAGCAAUUGUGGGCCUACAUUAGAGAGAAAAAUUUGCAAGACCCCAAAAAUAGGCGAAAUAUAAACUGUGAUGAACCAUUGCGUGCCCUUUUCCGUGUUGAUUCCAUCAACAUGUUCCAAAUGAAUAAGGUCUUAUCAAAGCAUAUUUGGCCGUUGGAUUCAGAUGAUGUUUUGCCCGUCAAGUCAACACAGAAGGAAAAACCGCAGAAGCAAGAAAGAGAAGAAGAUCCAGAUGAGCCAAAAAGGAAGGAAAAAAGGCAGAAGGGCGGGAAAUCUGGUUUUCUUGCUCCUCUUCAACUCUCAGACGCCCUAGUGAAAUUCUUUGGUACUGGGGAAAGUGAAUUAUCACGGGCUGGUGCAGUAAAAAGAAUGUGGGAGUACAUAAAGCAAAACAACCUCCAGGAUCCAUCCGACAAGAGGAGAAUACUAUGUGAUGAGAAGCUGAAAGAACUCUUUGACGUUGACUCCUUUACUGGCUUCACUGUUUCAAAACUCCUAGCUGCUCAUUUCAUCAAAGCAGAACAGUGAGUCACUUGCACAGUUCUUGUCAAACCCAAUGGAAUGGAAGUUUUGCUACUACGUUUAGUUUAGCUUUUCAGUGUUUUGUUUGUUGGUUCUUUUGUGUAUCUUUUUGUACGGCCCACAAACAGGGAAAAUAUAAAAUUUUAAAAAAAGAAAAAGGAAAAAAAAAAUUAAAUCAUUUUCUCUGGCAUUUCGUAUUACAUUUUCAUGUCUUGCUUAGCUGCUGGAUUACUGUAAGUCUUAGUAUUUUUCGUUUCUUUGAUAUCUCCGCCUUGCACUUCCAGUAGAGUUACAAAGGUCAAAGAGGAAGCCUAAAUAUAGUAGUAUAAUAAUAUGAUUUGCAAGAAAUGUGGGGCAUUAUUGAUGUUGAAGAUGCACUUGAUUGGACGGUCAAGUUCAGCCAAUGGACACAUGCAAAGCGUCUAUGGACAAGUGAAGACUUGUCAGAGCUUGUCAACAGGGAAAACUCUUUGAUACUUAAAUUUGCUUACUUAAAUUAGCAAAGGGAGCAUAGUAUGGCACUCAGGGUUUUGUGAGAUUUAGUGUAUGAGCAUGGGUGUACUUAUAAUGGUUAUAUGACCUCUUAUGUAGAGAGUUUCAUUGCUGGAUUUUUCACAUCGGAUUAUGUGGUCAUUAAUGGAUUAUGGCUUUAGUUA